AUGCCCGUUAGCAGCGGUUUCUCACUAGCACAGGAACCACCACGUCUAGCACCUCUACCUGGCCCACCUCCAGCUGCCAUAGGGGGCCUAAGAGUGCCGGGUUUUCCAGGUCUAGCACCUCCACCUGGCCCACCUCCAGCUAUCAUGGGGGGCGCAAGAGCACCGGGUGUUCCACGAGCACCGGGACCACUACGUCCAGCACCUCCACCUGGCCCACCUCCAGCUGUCAUGGGGGGCCCAAGAGCGCCAGGUGUGCCACCAGCACCGGAGCCACCAGGUCUAGCUCCUCCACCUGGCCCACCUCCAGCUAUAAUGGGGGGCGCAAGAGCACCGGGUGUUCCACCAGCACCGGGACCACUACGUCCAGCACCUCCACCUGGCCCACCUCCAGCUGACAUGGGGGGCCCAAGAGCGCCAGGUGUUCCACCAGCACCGGGACCACUACGUCCAGCACCUCCACCUGGCCCACCUCCUGCUGUCAUGGGGGGCCCAAGAGCGCCAGGUGUGCCACCAGCACCGGAGCCACCAGGUCUAGCUCCUCCACCUGGCCCACCUCCAGCUAUCAUGGGGGGCGCAAGAGCACCGGGUGUUCCACCAGCACCGGGACCACUACGUCCAGCACCUCCACCUGGCCCACCUCCAGCUGUCAUGGGGGGCCCAAGAGCGCCAGGUGUGCCACCAGCACCGGAGCCACCAGGUCUAGCUCCUCCUCCUGGCCCACCUCCAGCUAUCAUGGGGGGCGCAAGAGCACCGGGUGUUCCACCAGCACCGGGACCACUACGUCCAGCACCUCCACCUGGCCCACCUCCUGCUGUCAUGGGGGGCCCAAGAGCGCCAGGUGUGCCACCAGCACCGGAGCCACCAGGUCUAGCUCCUCCACCUGGCCCACCUCCAGCUAUCAUGGGGGGCGCAAGAGCACCGGGUGUUCCACCAGCACCGGGACCACUACGUCCAGCACCUCCACCUGGCCCACCUCCAGCUGUCAUGGGGGGCCCAAGACCGCCAGGUGUUCUGCCAGCAUUGGGACCACCACGACCAGCACUUCUACCUGGCCCAGCUUUCAUGCGGGGCCUAGGAGCGCCAGGUGUUCCACCAGCACUAGGGCCACCACGUCCAGCAACUCCACAUGGCCGAGCUGUCAUGGGGGGCCCAAGAGCACCGGGUGAGUCUCUGAGCUACUCAGAUGUCUACUUCCUCACUUAG
Rhipicephalus microplus (southern cattle tick) is the source of this 1203-nucleotide messenger RNA. RefSeq lists its product as uncharacterized. The record is from RefSeq and is a predicted model, not a curated record. Lineage: Eukaryota; Metazoa; Arthropoda; Arachnida; Ixodida; Ixodidae.